This is a messenger RNA of Cladophialophora immunda, 2035 nucleotides long. RefSeq lists its product as uncharacterized. The transcript is spliced from 2 exons. NCBI's taxonomy places the organism in Eukaryota, Fungi, Ascomycota, Eurotiomycetes, Chaetothyriales, Herpotrichiellaceae. The coding region runs from base 631 to 1731 and encodes 366 amino acids. The record is from RefSeq and is a predicted model, not a curated record.
UUGACUUCAUCGCACCACGAGGUCAGGGCAAAAUGACUCUCAGGUGGACAGCACACGUAGCCGAGGGAUCGGUUCGCCCGCUGCCAGUUGGCUGCCAAUGGGUGCGGACAGCUCCAACUCCCGCUGCAUCUUGCAUACUCGGUACAGCACACCGACCCAAACACCAGCGGCUUGUCCUGAGAAUGUCCUGUUCAUUUCUUAACGGCAGGAUCCGAGCUAUGGUUUCCUCAUCAGUCUAAUUGUUGUUUCCCAGCCACCUGUCGAGCUCUCUAAUUUCGCUGCCGGUCUCAACUUGUUCGUGUGUCAAAUAUCCAGGUGGCAGGGCGAGGGGAGGCUGGUACCUCACCACCUUCCAGCGCCCAAAAACAACCUCACGCUUCUGCCCAACGCUAACUCUCAUCUUCAAAUGUUUCCUACUCUCGUACUCUAAUUCUUGUUUAUUGCUGUUCUUUGGAAAGUCAAAGGUUUUCGCAGACCCGUUGCGCGGCUGGACAACGAAAUAUUGCUUCAACAACCCAGCCUCGACCUUCCCACCGAAAGGAACAUACACCCAAUGCGAAUAUAGCACUCAAGACACCGAGCUGCACCUUCUUGUGACUGCGAACCGACGGCCGGCUCUGUGUUGCAGCCAUGCGACUCCACGAGAUGCCUGCGUCGCUGACCUCGCUCCUCCUCACCGCCCUUCUCUCACGAUCCGUUAUUGCAGGGCUCUUGCCCGAUUUCCUACAGAGCUUUGAAGACUUCCAAGAUGUCGAGAAGAGAUGUGAAAACCCAUGCGGAUACUAUGGGCAGCUAUGCUGUGAAGCUGGCCAGGUCUGCUACACUGAUUCCAACAACGAGGCCCAGUGCGGAGCUGGAGCCACGACAACCGCCGCUGGGCAAUGGGAAUACACCACCGUCACCUUCGUGCAGACAGAUCUCAAGACUGUCACCUCGACCUACAGCUCGUAUGUGGCCGCGAGCACCAUCAGCUGUUCAUACUCUCUCGGAGAAACCCCCUGCGGCAACGUAUGCUGUUUGUCAGGACAAUUUUGCCAAUCUGCGGGAAUCUGUGCAGCCGUGGGUGGGGGAAGUUCCGGAUACUAUAGCAGCCUCUACACCGUCACCACAGUCAUCACCAACACCGCGAGCGCCCCACUCCGACCAACCAGCAACACCUUGGUCACCGUAACGAGUAUUGGAGGUGCUACUACCACCGCACCUUUCCAAACGCCUGUCGGAACGGACGGCAGCAUCAUUGUUGGACCUUCGUCGUCCAGUUCCGGUGGUGGACUAAGUGGAGGUGCGAUUGCCGGCAUUGUCAUUGGUGUCAUUGCUGGCAUCUUUCUCCUCAUCCUGUUCUGCGCCUGCUGCAUCUUCAAGGGAUUGAUCGAUGGACUAUUGGCCAUUUUCGGUCUCGGUCCCCGACGAAGGCGCACCGAGGAGGAGGUGUAUGUCGAAAGGCACUCGCACAGGGAUGGAAGAGGACGAAGAACGUGGUUCGGCACGAGACCCGCGAGAUCCGAGGUCGUGGAGGAGAAGAGGAGAAGCGGAUGGGGAACAGCAGGCUGGAUGGCUGCGGGAUUAGGGGCUCUAGCCCUGUGGCUUGGGCUGAAGAGGAGAAAUCGACGUGACGAUAAGAGCAGCUCGGGCUACGGCAGCUCCUACUUUUCCGAGUACACGGUAUCAAGUAGUGAAAGUUCCUCGGACCGAAGAACGAGACGAAGCAGCAGAUCAAGAUCGAGACGAUGAAAUGUAGAUGACGAUUCCAAACUCAUUGGUGUUUCUUAGCGGAGCAUAUUGCAUUGGGCGGAGAACCUUGGGAUGCCCUGGAUCUGACAGUCGGACAUAGGGUGUAAUCGAAUGGAAGCCAUCUUACAGUGGACGGACGAGGCUUGUAUAUGGAAAUGAGUAUGGAAUAUACAAUGAUGGACAGAACGCACAAAUGAGAUCAUCUUGAAACAAACAAUAUGGAGACACCGAGAACGGAAACUGAUCGUUUGCCAAUCUAAAGAAAUAUGCGGCGAGUGUUUCCCGGAUGUAUAGUAUUUUGCUA